AUGCCUCGUCCCGAGACUCCAGAUACUUCGGGUUCAAGCCCGGGAAUGUCAACGCCAGACUCUCACCCUCACUCUACCCCCCCGACUGAUCUCAGAGGCCUCGAAUCUGACACUGAGAUCUCGAGGUUUGUCAUGGGAAGGAAGCUAGCCAUCAUGGCUCAGAGCAACGAAUCUCCCAGCCUGCGUGGGGCUCGGAUCUGGGCUGCCAACAACGCUCGCAGUGGUGGUCAGGACCAGUCUUCUUCCCCUCCUGCGUCUGAGUCUCCUUGGAACCGGUUGUCGGGUGGAUCCACCAGCACUGUUGUCCCUCCUCGAUCUCAUCCCUCUGGCACCAACGUCCUCAGCUAUGCUCCAGCUGGCAGCAGUGUCGAGCAGGAACCGGCUCUUCAGUCUCGUGUCGCUCAGUACAUCCUCCAGAACCCUCCUCCCGGUGCCCCUCUUCGUCUGCCAACUGGUCCUCCCAUUGCCCCUCUUCGCCAGCCAAUUGCUCCUCCCGCAGACCAUGCUACCUCGGCCAGCACUCGUCAGGAGUCUGAUGCCUCCAUCUGGGAGGGCCUCUCUCGUUUCUCUCAGCUCACGAUGAACGAGUCUUCCGCUCCCCGUCGUGUCCAAGCCCCCGAGACACCUCUGCAGCCUCAGUACCAUCCCGUCUGGAACAACCAGAACUUUGAGAACCAGAGUUUCGACAACCAGAGCUUCGACAAUCCCAACCACACCUCGGCCGAGACCGUCAUCUUUCGGAGCCCACCGGCUCAGCAGCAGUCGCCUUCGUCUCCUCGUGGUUUCCGUCCCAUGGCUGCCAUCUCGCACAAUGAGAGAGCCUUUGGCGCCCGCAUCAACCCUCGCGAGGUUCUCCCUGCUGAUCCUCGAGCCUUCUCGACCAACUAUCGCGGAGAGCAUAGCGUUCGCAACGCCAGUGUCGACGACCUGCCUUUCGAGCAGAACUGCGCGCUCUGGCUCACCAACCUUCCCCCCGACGUCACCUACCAGCAGCUCCUGGCUCAGAUCCGCAACGUCGGCCGCAUCUGGUGCACCGUCAUCAACGCCCCUGACUAUGAACGUCACAACACGGCCGCCGCCAAGGUCGUCUUCUUCACGCCCUCUCCCGCCCAGCGCCUCCUCCAGAAGUCUCUCACCCAGGGCCUCGAGGUCAACGGCUACGCUGUCAAGGUCACUCACAACCGAGUCAAGUACGGCGCCCAGACACUGACUGGCAACGCCUCCCGCGUGCUCAUCGUCACGGGCAAGACGACGUUUGUCAACCCCGAGAGUCUAACCGAGUUCUUCAAGGCGCGCUUCGUCUUCGAGGUGGACGAGAUCAUCGAGCUCAUCAACCAGGGCAACCGUCACAAGGGCGGGCGCUCCGUCGUCGAGUACAAGUUUGGAAGUUUCCGGUGCCAGGCCCAGAUGGGCAAGAUGGCCCUGGAGAAGGAUAGACCCGAGGGUUUCGAAAAGGUCGACUUUGGUCCUGACCCCUGCGAGGUCGGCGACACCCUCGCUUCGUACGGGAUCGCUGCGGAGCGCAUCCAGGGCAAGGGUAUCUGA
Fusarium vanettenii 77-13-4 is the source of this 1545-nucleotide messenger RNA. RefSeq lists its product as uncharacterized. Lineage: Eukaryota; Fungi; Ascomycota; Sordariomycetes; Hypocreales; Nectriaceae. The record is from RefSeq and is a predicted model, not a curated record. The coding region runs from base 1 to 1545 and encodes 514 amino acids. The transcript has a single exon. Gene Ontology annotation, molecular function: nucleic acid binding.